CAUAUACACAGUGAAAAUGGCUGACGUCGAGUUAAACAUUGACAACCUGAUUCACAGGCUUCUUGAAGUUCGAGGAUGUCGACCAGGAAAAAUAGUCGCUAUGACAGAGUCCGAGGUUCGUGGACUUUGUUUGAAGUCCAGAGAAAUAUUUUUACAACAACCAAUUUUGUUAGAACUGGAAGCACCUCUCAAGAUUUGCGGCGAUAUACAUGGACAGUAUACGGAUCUUCUUAGGCUAUUUGAAUAUGGUGGUUUUCCACCUGAAGCAAACUAUCUGUUCUUGGGUGAUUAUGUUGAUCGUGGAAAACAAUCCCUUGAAACCAUAUGCCUUCUUCUUGCUUAUAAAAUCAAGUAUCCUGAAAAUUUUUUCCUUCUUCGUGGAAACCAUGAAUGUGCAUCCAUUAACAGAAUAUAUGGAUUUUAUGAUGAAUGUAAAAGGAGGUACAACAUAAAGUUAUGGAAAACAUUCACUGAUUGUUUUAACUGUCUACCUAUCGCUGCCAUUAUUGAUGAAAAAAUAUUUUGUUGCCAUGGAGGUCUAAGUCCAGAUUUGCAAGGAAUGGAACAAAUUAGACGAAUAAUGCGACCUACUGAUGUUCCAGACACCGGUCUUUUAUGUGACUUAUUAUGGUCUGACCCAGACAAAGACGUGCAAGGUUGGGGAGAAAAUGAUCGUGGUGUAUCGUUCACUUUUGGAGCUGAUGUUGUUAGUAAAUUCUUGUCAAGGCACGACUUAGAUCUUAUUUGUCGAGCCCAUCAGGUUGUGGAAGAUGGUUACGAGUUCUUUGCUAAGAGGCAGCUUGUCACCUUAUUUUCUGCACCUAAUUACUGUGGUGAAUUUGACAAUGCAGGAGGGAUGAUGUCUGUAGAUGAAACUCUUAUGUGCUCCUUCCAGAUCCUAAAACCUAGUGAAAAGAAAGCAAAAUACCAGUACGGUGGCUUAAACUCAGGCCGACCUUCGACACCUCAGAGGAAUCCGCAAAAGAAGAAAUAAACAUUUUUAAGGACACUUAUGAUGUGGUAUGCUGGUUGAAAUUAUCGAAGAUGGUUUUGAUACUGAGUUAAUACUAAUGAGAAGGAACUUGAGAGAGCGAGCUAUGGGAUAAAGGCAAUUGAUAGUUUAAUUUAUUUGAUAAAGAAAAACCAAAAGUAAUCCGUCUAAUAACUCCCUAUUCUUCCCUUUUCCUUGUUUAAGUUUUUUUUUUUUUUUAUAAAUUGUAAUAGCAUAAGUGACUAUAUUAUACAUAUAUAUAUAGAUAUAUUAUAAACAUUGUAUUUAAAUGAAAAGAAGUUGUGUGCUUAUUUCUAAUUACACACGUUAAAACUUCAUUAUAUUUUUAAAGAAAUUAUUUAAUAAGGGAAAAGUCCCAAAACACUAUUUUUGUCCCAUGCUCUUCAAAUGUUAAAUUUGGGUGUUACGCUUAAUAAUAUAUGGAAAUAAUUGUUACUCCCUGAAGUUCAAGUAAUUGUCAAUGGUGGACAUUUUUUGAACAACCAGAAUUGCUUUAAGAAUUUAAUGUUAACUACCACUUUACAUGUCCUUCUAAUUUUACUGUUUGUAUUAACUGCCAGGAAUGAUUAAAUUUGACAAAGUCA
Messenger RNA from Nezara viridula (southern green stink bug), 1596 nucleotides. The record is from the annotation of a GenBank genome assembly. Lineage: Eukaryota; Metazoa; Arthropoda; Insecta; Hemiptera; Pentatomidae.